UUUUCAUUGUUGAUCAGGUGGAGACAGGAUCAGUGCUCAAGAACAACACAACUGAAGAGGAUUUCAAGUGGAAGACCUUAAAGUUUGGUGAGUCUCUAAAUUAAAAACAACUUGGAAUCAAACUACAGAAAUGGCUGAGAAGCUUCUUAAAAAUUUCCUGAGCUGCCAUGUGUGUUCAGAGACUUUCAAAGACCCCGUGUCUCUGAGCUGCAACCACAACUUCUGUUCAAGCUGCCUGCAGAAAUUCUGGGAACAAGCUGGAAACAAAAACUGUCCUAUUUGUAAAAGAAAAUCCUCAAAAGAAAGUCUCAAUGUGAAUUUUAGCCUGAAGGAACUGGCUGACUCCUUUGCCAAGAGACAGAGUCAGAGUUCAGCUAUAACUGAUAAAGAAAAGGAGAUAAAGAAGGAGGAGGAGGUGUGUGUUGAACACUCAGAAAUGCCUUAUUGGUUCUGUGAGGAUGAGCAGAAAGCUGUGUGUCCCAUCUGUGAGUUUUCUCUCCACCAGAGUCACAAAGUGGUUCCUCUAAAACAAGCAGUCAGUGACUUGAAGGAGCAGCUGGAAUCUGACCUAACAUCUCUGGAGGAAAAGAGGGACAAAUAUGAACAAGUGGAGAUCACUUACAAAAAGAUAAUUCAACACUCCAAGAACCAGCUGCUGUUCACAGAAAACAAGAUCAGAGCAGAGUUCAACAAACUCCACCAGUUCCUGAGAGAGGAAGAGGAGUCCAGACUGGCAGCUCUGAAGAAGGAAGGGGAGCAGAAAGAGGAGAUUAUCAGCAGAGAGAUGAAGAGGAUUCAGGAGCAGAUCAACUCUCUGUCAGACAGUAUCUCUGCUGUUGAACGAGAGCUGGAGAAAGACAAUAUGCCGUUCCUCAGCAGUUAUAAACCCACUCAGACCACAGCCAGAGCCCAGUGCUCACUGUCAGAUCCACAGCUGGUCUCAGGAGUCCUGAUAGAUGUGGCCAAACACCUGGGCAACCUGGCCUUCAGAGUCUGGAAGAAGAUGGAGGAGAAGGUCCACUUCAGUCCUGUCAUUCUGGACCCAAACACUGCAAACCCCAUUCUCUAUCUGUCUGAUGAUCUGACCAGUGUGAGACGUGGAGACACAAAUCAGGAUCUCCCUGACAAUCCAGAGAGAUUCACUGAAUAUAAUGAAGUUCUUGGAUCUGAGGGCUUCAGCUCAGGGAAAAUCAGCUGGGAGGUGGAGGUGGGAGAUCAUCCUAGAUGGAUUAUAGGUUUAGUCAAAGAGACAGUUGACAAGAAUGAAGCUGUAGCCUCACCAGAAAAUGGAUUCUGGUGUUUAUGUCAUGAUGAUGGAGAAUACACUGAUGGUGAUGACAAGACUGUGACAGUGAAGAAGAGUCUCCAGAGGAUCAGGGUCCAGCUGGACUAUGAGAGUGGACAGGUGUCCUUCUACAACUCUGAAGACGAGACUGAGAUCUACACCUACAGAGACACCUUCACUGAGAAACUCUUCCCAUAUUUUUAUGUCAGAGAUGCUGUUGAUGUCAAAACCUCUGACAUCAAAACCUGUCAAAGGGAGAUUAAUGUCAAUUAAUAAAGGUUUAUUACACACUUACCUGUGUGUUUUCGUGUACAACAUUGAUAACAUGUAAAGUUUAUUCAAUAUCUGAAGAUGAUGAGUCCAUUUCACUUUUGAAAGGUUUUGAUUUUAAUUCAAUGUUUUGUUGUUAGUUUGUCGAUAAGAUCAGCAGAAACAACAGUUCGUUUUUGAGAUGUGUAAAAGUCUUUUGCUUUUUAACCUGGUCAGCAGCAUCUAACUCAUUGACUUUAUCAAAUACUUCUGAUCGUGUCACUUUUCUUUGUCAUCUUUUCUUUGUUUUAAGUUUUUGUGGAUUUACAAUAAAGCUCAAAACAAGACAUUAAGGCAUGAACACGUAUUGUAAGAAUGGACCACGACAAGAUUAGACUGAAUUCAGAAUCAGGCCUGAGACCCCCAGAGUCAUGGCCACUUCCAGUCUCUCCUGUUGUGCUCCCCUCCCCUCCCCUCCCCUCCCUGUCAUUCUUUGUCUCCUCCCUAGGGGCGGGUCCAAGCGUGGUCAGCGGCUGCAGGGCGCACACCUGUUUUCCAUCGACUCCUCACCUGUCUCUGUUUUAAAUAUACCGGCUCUUCACUUACCCAUCGCCAAAUCUUUGAAGUUCUCACUUCGCCCAUUCAGCGCACUGCCGAUCCCUUCCCAACUCCGAUCUUCGCCAUUCCUCCCUCGCCACCCAGUUUCCGUCUGCCGCUAAGCCUUCCCGGACUCACCUGCUUUCCCGUAUCUGCAACCUGCUCCCUAUAAAUAAAGAUCCUUUGCAAAACCCUACUAUUGGCGUCUGAAUGUUGGAUUCACCUUGUUCCGUUCGUUGUCUCACCCAGAGGGAAGAAACCUCGAGUGGAAACUUAAACGCAUAUGGAGGGACAUCUACCUAAGGCUGGCAAGGUGGAGACAGAAAAAGAGAAAUAGGAGGAGGAAGGAGAUAAACAUGUGUCAUACGUGUGAGUAAAGGAUGCGUGCAGAAAUAAAUAUUGAUUCAAAUACAAGACAUGAAACUGACUUAAUGUUGGGACGGUUGGAAGCUGAGGAAACUGGUUCAUGGGUAAAUCUAUUCCAAAGACUCCUCUGUUUUUUAAUAUUCAUAUUUAUGAAGAUUUUUGUUCU
Molecule: messenger RNA, 2663 nt
Organism: Mugil cephalus (flathead mullet)
Lineage: Eukaryota; Metazoa; Chordata; Actinopteri; Mugiliformes; Mugilidae
Product: nuclear factor 7, brain-like
Exons: 2
Coding region: 131-1558 (475 amino acids)
Molecular function (GO): protein binding; zinc ion binding
Source: RefSeq, a predicted model, not a curated record